AUGUUUUGUACAACAGGGCAAAUAGGUGGAGAAGGUGAAAACCAGGAGGAUAAAAAUGAGGCUGAGCAGGCGGAACAAGAACGCCUAGAUGCACUACGAGAAGCUGAGGAGAGGAGGAAGGAGAAACACAGAAAAAUGGAAGAAGAAAGAGAAAAAAUGAGACAGGAAAUAAGAGAUAAGUAUGGGAUUAAGAAGAAAGAAGAGAAAGAGGCAGAGAUGAACCAGGCUAUAGCAGAAGGUAGUCUCAACCGUAGAAAGAAAACCCCAGCUGAGAUCGCUGCAGAGCAGGAAGCUGAAGAACAGGAUGACUUCACUAAGCUGAAGAACACAUUGGAGACGCAAGUAAACGAACUCAAGACCACCAUUGAAGGAAAAUGUGUGCUACAGUGAGGGGGCGCCACGAGCUAUGCAAUGUCCGAUUGUUCUGUUGAUGCCUGUAGUGUUGCAUGCAAAUCAACCAUCUUAGCUCCUGCCUUCUCUCAAUGUAAGCCUUCUGGCGCUUGGAGGAACCAGCUACUGUACCCGUUCAAUACUCCAGUCCCCAGAUCGAAAUUUCCGCUUAGUCAGCAGUAUUUCACUAAUCGAGUUUUUGGUUAUCCAUUUUACAGAAUUAAGUCCACUUAGGAACAAGAUAUUGUACGUAGUUUGGCAAGGUGCCCAGAAAUCGUUAGGCUUAAGCACAGAGAAACUGCGGAUUUCAUCAUUUAUGCCCUAAUCUCUCGGACUAUUUGAUUGAAUCUUAUGUGGUUGUUUUAGCAUUUUUUUUCUUUUUACAAAAUGUGAAUACGUUCAUUUAUCAAUACAAUAAUCACACGCUAUUUGUGAGUUUAUUUGUUUUUUGCUAAGUGUUUUACAUUACCGUAUGUGAUCUUUAACCAACAUAAAUCUUAAGCUAGUAGUUUAAAAAGUAGCUUAAGCCUAUCAAUUUCUGAGAAAUUCAAAAAAAAAAAAACAUUAGUGGCUAGCUUCUUCAAGCGCCAUCUGGUGGCCAUAAAUGAUCAGCAAACCUUCUCCGAGUGGAUGCUCGUUAGGAGGGUUACCCAAACAACGAAUUUUUCUAGUGUUAAUCUAAGAACUGUGAGCACUUUCAUCACUUAACUGUAGAGAAACUAGUGGAACUCUUGUUAAACAGCGGACUUUUCAGGAAUUAUUACAAGGCUCUCCCGCCAUCUGGUGCCAAGUUCAAGAAACGAGCACAUUUGUGCUUCACUCAGCAAUAGGACAAAACGAUGACGUCAUUACACAUUUAGCAAACGAAAAUGAUGCGUGGAAGAAGUAAAAGGGUUUUUGCAUAAUUGUUUAUAAAUCAGUUUUUUCUUAUCGUGUUUCCUCCAUAUGAUAUUGCGUUGUUUCGAUUGAUAUAGGGUAUUUCAGUAAAUAUUAAGCUUUUAAAAUAGCGAAAUAACCAUAGCCGUUUAUACGUUACUUUCGCUCUGCGUUUUGAAUUCUAAAACAAAACUGAGAGAAAUAAUGAUUUAUUAGUUUUACAUAGCAUAUCAAAAACAGUGAAAGAUUUGAGUAGUUUCGAAAUCAGGGGGGAGGGGGGCCUUAAGCUAGCUUCAUCACUUGGUUAAUCAGAACUGUAACAGAAAAAAAAUAACUUGCACUCCCCAUUAUUUAUCAGAGUAAAAUGUGACAAAGCAGUCUAUGCAUCAACAGAGUUUGUUUUUGCAUAUUUAACUAAAUCUUUGUGGUGUGAAAGCCUUUUUAAAGCUGGCGAAGUAAGACUAUAAUUAAUUAUAAUUGCCAUAAGACACUAGUAUUAGGCUUGAAAAAGGCGUUCGCACUAUAUCAAUAGUUAUGGUAACAAAUGGCUUAUAUAAGUAGUGUUUCGACCACUUUUAUAUUUGUUGUAUCACAGCCUGAAGAGCUUUGGAUUGAGCGAAACGUGUCGUCCACAACGGACAUAGCGAAUAUAGUGUGGUUGGAACACUCUUCUAAUUCUUGAAAAUCCCUUAGGGACUAGAUAAUUUGUUGUAUCCCAGCCUGAAGAGCUUUGGAUUGAGCGAAACGUGUCGUCCACAACGGACAUAGCGAAUAUAGUGUGGUUGGAACACUCUUCUAAUUCUUGAAAAUCCCUUAGGGACUAGAUAAAAAGUAUGUUGUUUAAAAAUGUAGUAGGCCUGAUACUAAUGUCUUAUGACAAGUAUAGUCAACCUAAAUCUUCAUAAUUAAUAAUCUACACAUAAACAACCACAAAUGUUCGUUCGUUAGUACUUAUAUCUCAGAAUAAAAAGUAAAUAAUCAUCACCUGGCUCUAUCACAAUAGAAUACGAUUUGAAAAUUAGUGAAAACAGAACUGAUUUUAAACAUGUUAAAAGCUCAGAAGUCAUUACUUGGUAAACUGGCAAUUAACACUGUGCUAAUAUUUAACAGUGUGCUAAUACCUUUAUUUUUAAUCAUUUUUAUUUCAUUCUAUAAUCCUUAUUUUCAUGGUUUCUAAUUUGUUCAACGUCUGUGUUUUAUCUAUUUCUAUUCCGAAUCCUUCUCUGUCCACUCACUCUUGAAUAGUUACUGAUCAUUAGUGGAAUACAGAUCCUUUUCAUGAUUUUUAAGUCGGCAUUGUUGUAAGUAUUAUUACAGAUUUCAAGGUGUGUUAUUUAAUAUGGUUGUAGAGGUUGUUUCGUGUUUCAUUUAGUUAGUGUACAAAUCCUGAUUGAUAGGAAAACGCUUUUAAGUGAUAUGUACCUAAGAUUGUCAAAAGGGGGCGCUAUAUGGCGUAUUGCUGUUGUUGUGUAGUUAUACGUUCCUAAUAUUAGAAAUCAUGGCUCCGAAACUUAAUUCUAAGUUCACACACAAAAAAGAACAAUAAAUACCUAUACUUUCUCGUUUAACUUACGAAUUACAGAUAAUGUAAGCGAUACAUUUUUCUUUUUAGGUGUAACAUACCGAAACUAAUACAUAAACUUGUGAUCUGUAUUUAUGUAAUCUUAAACCCAGGGCGAUUAGUCCGCUGGAAAUUAGCAUUCAAAACAGCAAGAGUUGUGCAUUAUGUGUUUCUGUUAUAGUGAAAUUUAAAACAAAAAAAAAUCUCAUGAAAGGGAUUUAGAUUUCUUUUCCUCCCUAGUCUAUGUUUUUGUUGUUUCGUGUUUUUUUAUACUAAAUACGUAAGGAAUCAAAAUCUCAUUAUGUUUUACACUGGAAAAAUUAUUUCAAUCGAAAACGUUCCUGUUAUUUUUAAAAGAUUGUUGUAAUAAUUUUGUUUAUGACACUAGUUUAAAAUGAGAAAAUGUUUUUUUAUUACAGAAAUGUGAUUAUUUGAAAACCCCUGAUAUUAUGAGGUUUCAGUUUCGUUUUCUCGUCAUGAUCUUGUAUCUAACAUUAUUUAGUAAUUGGACAUGCCUAAAAUUUUCGAUUGUUACUUGCUGCUACCGUUGUUUAUUAAAUACUGCUGUCGUUUUUCUAGUUGAAUCGUUCACUUGCUAUUGGUAUAAGUUUGUUAACAGUUUCUUUUUUAAAAUGUUUCUUAAAUCCAAGUACGUGGGCGAAAUCUUAGAAUACACACUGGAGCUUGUGGUAAUGUUUCUACAAUUCGGUUUGACCCAAGACUGUUAGUUUGCAGGUUUUAAAUUCACGACAUUUACCGUAUAUUUGGGAGAUAUUCACAGAGGAAUGGUUUCGGGCCAUCAUUUUGACCAAAAAAUAUUCAACUGUUUUCAAAAAUAUCAACUCGAACGUCGACUAUAUGUCAUGAGCAAGUCAACUUUAUGUGGGAGGCUCCUUCAGUAAUGCCUGAUUCAGAUCAUCGAACUGACUUUUGGUAUUUUCUUAGAUCUGCAGGUCGUUUCGGCCAACGUAGCGGAUAGGCGCUGUCUGUAGUAUGUAGCUCACUUAAGAUGUUCAUGAUGUAUGUCAGAUUUAUCGUAAAAAUCGCUUGUGUAGGGGGGUAUGUUCGGUUUCCUCAAUACAUCGGCUUGCUGUUUGAUCUUACAUUAUUGAACAGCCGUAUUUUCCCCCUUCACUAUCUUUCUCUAGGUAUAUAUAUAUACACACCCAUAUGUGUGUGUGUAUAUAUAUAUAUAUAUAUAUGUAGUUAUACAUACACAUUUGUAGCCACAAAUAUAAUCGGAUAUUGUAUAUUUGAAAUAUAGUGAAACAAGUUAAUUUAUAGUAGUCUUAGCAGAGGUUAUGUAGCUAUUGUAAUUAUGGCUUUCUUGUUCUCAUCGAUUUGAUGAAUACCAGUUGCGAGGAACGUUUCCACUUUUAACCACAGUGGACGUUUCUAGCCUUCAGAGCUGGGUCUGUCGACCACCAUUGUUUGCAAUAAUUAACCAGAGUGGACGUUUCUAGCUUUCAAAGCUAGGUUUGUCACCCACCAUUAUUUGCAACAAUUAACCACAGUGGACAUUUCUAGCCUUCAUAGCUGAGUCUGUCAACCACCAUUGUUUGCAACAAUUAGCCACAGUGGACGUUUCUAGCUUUCAAAGCUAGGUUUGUCACCCACCAUUAUUUGCAACAAUUAACCACAGUGGACAUUUCUAGCCUUCAUAGCUGAGUCUGUCAACCACCAUUGUUUGCAACAAUUAGCCACAGUGGACGUUUCUAGCCUUCGUAGCUGAGUCUGUCAACCACCGUUGUUUACAACAAUUAGAUUGUCUAAUGUAUCUCCAUUCGAUUCGGGAUCUUUACAACGAACUAUAGAAGUUUGUCGUGUGUGUGUGUGUAUUGUAUUAGGUGAGUGUCUGUAUACAUUUCUAGCAAAUCUGUUCAUACAUAUGUAAUGGAACGCCCUCUUUUAUUCCGAUUUCUCAAUAAAAACAUCUUGAAAUCGCU
Messenger RNA from Limulus polyphemus (Atlantic horseshoe crab), 4773 nucleotides. RefSeq names its product complexin-like. Gene Ontology annotation, molecular function: syntaxin binding. NCBI's taxonomy places the organism in Eukaryota, Metazoa, Arthropoda, Merostomata, Xiphosura, Limulidae. Gene Ontology annotation, cellular component: SNARE complex; terminal bouton. Gene Ontology annotation, biological process: synaptic vesicle exocytosis; regulation of neurotransmitter secretion; neurotransmitter transport. The record is from RefSeq and is a predicted model, not a curated record. The transcript has 3 exons. The coding region runs from base 1 to 390 and encodes 129 amino acids.